GCCCCGCCCCGGUCCACCCCCUGCUCCAUCUUGCGGCGACCGGGCCGGGCCGUGACGCCGCGCUCGGGGCUCAGUGUCGUUGCAGGAAUGUCAUACCCAGGCUACCCUCCCGCUGGCUACCCCCCCUUUCCCGGAUAUCCUCCUACAGGUCAGGAGUCCUCUUUCCCGCCUCCUGGCCAGUAUCCUUACCCCAGCGGCUUUCCUCCCAUGGGAGGGGGUGCCUACCCCCCAGCACCAAGUAGUGGCUAUCCUGGCCCUGGAGGUUAUCCGGCCCCCGGAAGCUACCCUGGUGCCCCACAGCCAGGGGGCGCUCCAGCCUAUCCUGGAGUUCCCCCAGGCCCGGGAUUUGGAGCGCCUCCUGGAGGAGCCGGCUUCCCAGGCUACCCGCAGCCGCCUGCACAGGCCUAUGGAGGCCCAGCGCAGGUCCCACUGCCCGGUGGCUAUCCUGGAGGACAGAUGCCUUCUCAGUAUCCUGGAGGACAAGCUCCUUACCCUAGUCAGAUCGAUACAGAAUCCUUUUCUUCCUAUCCUGCUUUUUCUCCUGUUUCUUUGGAUUAUAGCAGUGACCCUGCCAUGAUGACUCAGGGAACUCAAGGAACAAUUCGACCAGCCGCCAACUUUGAUGCCAUGAGAGAUGCUGAAAUUCUUCGUAAAGCAAUGAAGGGUUUUGGGACCGACGAGCAGGCAAUUGUGGACGUUGUAUCCAGCCGUUCCAAUGACCAAAGGCAAAAAAUUAAAGCAGCUUUUAAGACCAUGUAUGGAAAGGAUUUAAUCAAAGAUCUCAAAUCAGAGUUAAGCGGAAAUAUGGAAGAACUGAUCCUUGCCCUGUUCAUGCCACUCACGUAUUACGAUGCUUGGAGUUUACGGAACGCAAUGAAGGGAGCAGGAACUCAGGAAAGGGUGUUGAUUGAAAUUUUGUGCACAAGAACAAAUCAGGAAAUCCGAGAAAUUGUCAGAUGUUACCAAUCAGAAUUUGGACGAGACCUUGAGAAGGAUAUUAGAUCAGAUACCUCAGGACACUUUGAACGGCUCCUUGUAUCCAUGUGCCAGGGAAAUCGCGACGAGAACCAGACUGUGAACCAUCAGUUGGCUCAAGAUGAUGCCCAGCGCCUGUAUCAGGCCGGGGAGGGGAAACUGGGGACCGACGAAUCUUGCUUUAACAUGGUUCUUGCCACGAGAAGCUUCCCUCAGCUGAAAGCGACCAUGGAGGCCUAUCAUAGGAUGGCUAAUCGAGAUUUGUUAAGCAGUAUUGGUCGUGAGUUUUCCGGAAAUGUGGAAAAUGGUUUGAAAGCCAUCUUGCAGUGCGCCCUCAACCGCUCGGCCUUCUUCGCUGAGCGGCUCUACUGCUCCAUGAAAGGUGCGGGCACCGAUGACUCCACCCUGGUCAGGAUCGUGGUCACAAGGAGUGAGAUUGAUCUUGUACAAAUAAAGCAGGUGUUCAAUCAGAUGUAUCAGAAGACUCUCAGCACCAUGAUUGCAGGUGACACAAGUGGAGAUUACCGGAAGCUGCUUCUGGCCAUUGUUGGUCAGUAGGAAGAUUUUCUUAAAGGAAUGAAAUCAUUCAGUGCUUAACUUUCCAAGCAAUGACUUAUCUGCAUGCAGCAAUAUCAACCAUCAUCUAACCAAAAGAGGUUUCGACUAAGGACUGGGUAUUUUUCAGGGUAUUGUGCUUGAUUUGCACAUGUGGAUAUUGCCUUAAUCUCAAUGCUAUUUUUUUCUCUACUUACAGUCAAUGGAAAGCCACAGCACGGCAAUGUAUUAAUAAUAAUAAUGUUUGUAAAGCAUAAUUCUCAUUGCUCAUUCUAAUCGUGAUACCAAAUUGAAUAAAAAUCACAAUCUAACUGUGUA
Sorex fumeus (smoky shrew) is the source of this 1848-nucleotide messenger RNA. RefSeq names its product annexin A7 (gene ANXA7). Gene Ontology annotation, cellular component: cytoplasm. The transcript has 14 exons. Gene Ontology annotation, molecular function: calcium-dependent phospholipid binding; calcium ion binding. Bases 88 to 1533 code for a protein of 481 amino acids. Lineage: Eukaryota; Metazoa; Chordata; Mammalia; Eulipotyphla; Soricidae. The record is from RefSeq and is a predicted model, not a curated record.